CUUCUUUCUCUUCUUCUUCAUCAUCAUCUUCUUCUUCAAGUCGCUGUGAAACUGUUCGAGAGCGGAUCAAGGGACAUAUUGGAGUACCCAGAUUGCUGCGUAAGUUACGAGGUUGAGCUCCGCGAGCGCCUCAAUAUCAAUCCAGUUACACACACCAUGGCAGACAAUGCUCAACGUCCGCGUCCGCCGCCAAAUCGACGUAGAGACAAGGUCCAACUAUCCUGCGACCCUUGCAAACACCGAAAGCUGAGGUGCGACCGACACCAACCAUGCGGAGCUUGCUCAAGGCGUGGCCUCACCAACUCCUGCAAUUAUGCAACAACAUCUUCUUCUACGCCCGAUGCUCAGCGGUCCGUUGGGCUGCGACAGUCCACCAACCUCCAUAGCAGAAUCUCAGAACUGGAGAGCCUUGUCGUGACGCUCAUGGAAGGCCAAUCACUCCCGACUCCACCACCCGCAUCGAAAUCGCCGAGACCAAGCUCGCUAUCAUUCACAGAUGUGUUCCUUGAGAUCCGGAGACCAAAGGCAUCCCAGGCUGAAGCUGCAUCCCCGGCAGACCCUGGCACCCUAAAGUUGCGCGAGUCUGGAACCAGCUAUGUCCAGAGUGCCCAUUGGGAAGCCAUUCUUACCAAAGUUAGAGGACUGAAGGAGGACUUGGUCACUGAUAGUAAGGCUCCGACUGGUUCACACUUGUUCUAUGGCCCGAGUCGUCAUGCAACUCGAGAUGAAAUACUGGCUGCUGUUCCUCCUCGUCCAGUGGUUGACCGCCUUGUGGCCCUUCACUUCGAUUCCUACAUUAUCACUCCGUAUCUCAUUCAUAGCAAGAAGUUUCUCCGAGAGUACGAAAUGUUCUGGGAGGAUCCGUCUACAACUUCUAUCGCUUGGAUCGGUCUCAUGUUCUCCAUGUUAUGUAUUGCUGCGCAGUUGCAGGCCUUCACCAUUGACUUCACUGACGGACGAGCCGAAUCGCUCAAGGCGGAAUAUCUUACCAUGAAGGAUGCCUUCCGGGAGAAGGCCGUUCAGUGUCUCAUUCUGGCUAGGUAUACAACGGGAGGACCAUACAUCCUGGAAACCCUUAUCACGAUCCUUACUGGAGAGUUUCUGCUCUUGAAAGAUAGCGCUACCGAUGGCUGGCUUUUGAUCAGUAUGAUCCUCCAUCUUGCAAUGCGCAUGGGCUAUCACCGGGACCCAGAUCACUUUCCCGGAAUAUCUCCAUUCGAAGGUGAGAUCCGUAGACGCAUCUGGACUACAAUCAUUAUAUUAGAUCUCGCACUCUCCUUGGAGAUGGGCCUUCCUCGAAGUGCCACGGAUACGCACAUCGAUACAAAACUGCCAUGUAAUCUGCUCGACUCUGAUUUUGAAGAGCUCACGACCGAGAUGCCUCCGCCAAGGCCAGAAACAGAAUGGACGCCGGUGCUCCCUCUCAUUGCAAAAGGGCGACUAAUAUCAGCUCUCGGCUUGAUUUGCGACGUCAACACCGAUAUCAAACCCCCUUCCUACGACGAGAUCAUCAAGGUCGACGCACUUCUUGAAGACGUGCACAAUCGGGCUAUUCCGCCCGUGCUGCGCUGGCAGACUAUGCCACACCCCAUCACGGAUAGUCCAAACCUUGUGAUACAACGGGUAAGUGUAGAAAUGAGCUACUACAAAUCACGCAUCCUCCUGUAUCGGAGAGCUUUGAUCGGCUACCCACUUCGACAGUCUCAAGAGUGGGACAAGGAGUCAGUGCGAAUCUGUUUAGAUUCCGCACUCAAAAUUCUAUCGUUUCAACAGAUGCUUCACGAAGAGUCUCAGCCAUUUGGUCGUUUGUAUCAGCUCAGAUGGAAGGUCGCCCAUAUUUUCAACCAGGAUGUUCUCCUUGCAACGAGCGUGCUCUGUCUCUACCUUCAAGACGUCGAUAAGUUUGAGUUGCCUGCGACUGCAGGACAGACAACGUGGUCGCCUAGGGCUGAAGAGAUUCGACAACGACUAACGAUCUCGCACACGAUUUGGCUUCAAAUGAGUACAACAUCUGCGGAAGCGGGGAAAGUAGCGAAAGCUCUGAGUAUCGUCCUUGGAAACACAGAAGCGUCUGCUGCUGAGGACGGUAGCGGGUCCGCCGCUUCUUACGACUUUCUGACGGAUUUUGAUUCCAUGCCUCUGAAUGGAUUUGGUGCAUCGUCGUUCAACAAUCAAUAUUUUCCUUCUGCCUUCUACGCUCCUCUGACGUUUUUUGAUAAUGUAUUAGAAACUGGGGGGACAUGACAAUAUGAUUGUUUUGCUUGGGCUGAAGCACAUAAAGCGGGCCCUUCGAAUGGCCCAAAUGGCGGGUAGGUUUUUCAGUUCAGCUCGCCAGUUCGUUUACUUAUAUUCGUUGCACAGUUUUUUGUACCUUGGGGACAUUAAGGUUAAGCGAGGCCCCUUCGGCUAAAAAUGGUACCCAAAUCAGCUCUGACAAGAACCCUUGAUAAAUAUGAUAAGGACUGCGAACGGCCACUGUUAUGAUC
Messenger RNA from Mollisia scopiformis, 2486 nucleotides. Its product is annotated as putative Zn(II)2Cys6 transcription factor. Lineage: Eukaryota; Fungi; Ascomycota; Leotiomycetes; Helotiales; Mollisiaceae. The record is from RefSeq and is a predicted model, not a curated record. Gene Ontology annotation, cellular component: nucleus. The transcript has 5 exons. Gene Ontology annotation, molecular function: DNA-binding transcription factor activity, RNA polymerase II-specific; DNA binding; zinc ion binding. Gene Ontology annotation, biological process: DNA-templated transcription; regulation of DNA-templated transcription. The coding region runs from base 157 to 2244 and encodes 695 amino acids.